This is a messenger RNA of Pocillopora meandrina, 5241 nucleotides long. Lineage: Eukaryota; Metazoa; Cnidaria; Anthozoa; Scleractinia; Pocilloporidae. The record is from the annotation of a GenBank genome assembly.
AUGGCAAAGGAAAAGACUCAUAUCAACAUCGUUGUCAUCGGUCACGUAGAUUCUGGAAAAUCUACUACCACUGGGCAUUUGAUCUACAAAUGCGGUGGAAUCGAUAAACGAACCAUCGAAAAGUUCGAGAAGGAAGCCAACGAGGUGAGUUUCAGUAACGUUCCUUGUGAUCAUAACUCUAAAAGAGGAAGAAGGAAAAAAAUAAAAAAGGAAAAAAGUUUGGGAUGGUCAUAUUUGGCUAAAAUAUGGGAACUGCGAGUUAAUUUGUUUUCCCCGGCAGAAAAUUUCAAUUUGUUACUUACGUUGGCCUUGCCCAUUGAAAUAAGAUCAAGUUAAUAAAUUUGUCUUCCCAAGAUAGGACAAAAAUCAGUAAAAGUUCACUCUGACAAAGAUGGUGGGCUGAGAAUUUGAAAGCUGAAAAUUUUGGACCCAGUAAGUGUCCUGAUAAGUUCCCUCCCUUCUUUGUGGGCCUUAUUGUCUUCUUGGGAGGGGAAGUUACAAUUACUCUUUGAUCUGAGUUAAAUAGGGCAAUCAUCUCAUUAUGUAAUUGAGAGUGUGCAUAGAGAGUGAGUAAGUUAAGCUGAAGUUUAUUGGAAAUCUGGGCUUAUUUGUAAAUAUCAGUGUGAUGGAGUAUGCUAUGGAACUUGCUGGCUAUGCCUACGAUAAUAAAGUUCACCUUCUUAAGGUUAGAGUGGAUUGUUGAGCCCUUAAAUUCUGAUUUAAAGGGGGAGGGGGAUAUUAGACCAUUCACUGUGAGUCAAUUUGCUUAUUGUACCUCAACCUCUUAAGACAUCCAACUUAGAAAUGUUAGGGAAGACCAUGUAUGAUUCAAUGUACUUCUUUACUUUUAAACAUUAGAUGGGAAAAGGCUCCUUCAAGUAUGCCUGGGUGCUGGAUAAGCUCAAGGCUGAGCGUGAGCGUGGCAUCACCAUUGAUAUUGCCCUCUGGAAAUUUGAAACUGAAAAGUAUUAUGUCACCGUCAUUGAUGCCCCAGGACAUCGCGACUUCAUCAAGAACAUGAUUACCGGUACUUCACAGGUAAGGCUUGCUUUUUUACUAACUAGCUUGCCCAUAACAGAAAAAGACUGUGUGUGGUAUAUCUAGGAUACAUGAGAUCUGGUAGAACAGAUUUUUGUUGGAUUUGAUCAACUUGCUCUAAACAAGAAUGUAGGGUGUUGGCAAACAAAUGAUGGUGAGAUUUCUGAGAAACAAAAGAAAAUAGGACAACAUUUUACAUUCAAGUCUUGUUCCACUGUCUCCUUGGAAUGUCAGAGCCUUUUGUGCUUUAUGUUGUGCAAAGGAAGGGGUUGGAUACAGUCUUGGCCUUAACCCUUUCACUUCCAUGAGUGAUCAAGACAGAAUUUCUCCUUACGGUAUCAACACAAUAUCAAGUGGACUAGUGAUGAGAAUAAAGAAAAACAUCAGAUGGGGGAUUAUUGGUUGAUCUAGGACUAAAUUCCCUGAACUAACAUUAUGAGAAGGGUAUGGCUGACAGUGAAGAGAAUUACUCAUAAGAUCUUGGGAGUGAAAAGGUUAACACAUUAAUUUUAUUCAGAAUUUUGCCAUCAACUUCUCUUAAGUAAAUAAAAUUGAAAUCAUGUAAAGGUUAAGAAACCCUGUAAUGGUCAAAAUGCCCUUUCCCAAUUGUAUCAAGUUAGAAUUAGUUCCCCUUCAACUCCUUCCCUUUUUCAUUAGAGUUGAUUAGAAUAGUUCUUUUUUUUCAUUUGAUACUCAUUUUGCUGUUCAACUUUCAAGGCUGAUUGUGCUGUAUUGGUUGUUGCUGCUGGUACUGGUGAGUUUGAAGCUGGUAUCUCAAAGAAUGGCCAGACCCGUGAGCAUGCCCUUUUGUCGUACACUUUGGGAGUGAAGCAGCUUAUUGUUGCUGUGAACAAGAUGGACACCACUGAGCCCAAGUAUCAUGAGGGGCGUUUUAAUGAAAUUCAAAAGGAAGUCAGUGGCUAUGUGAAGAAAGUUGGCUAUAACCCCAAAGCCGUGGUAUUUGUUCCCAUUUCUGGUUUCCAUGGUGAUAACAUGUUGGAACCAAGUGAUAAUGUAUGUAUUUUCUUACUGAUCAUUAAUUCUUAAACCCUUUUACCCCUAGGAUGACUAACAUCUUAUUUCUUCUUACAAUAUCACCCUUAAAGCAAACAUUAACGUAAUGAGAAUGAAGGGGAUGAUCACAAGCUAAAGCUGUUCAUUGUUUGAUAAAUUCUCCUUGUCAGAACCCUAAGAAAUGUCAAGGGAUUAGUAUGGAGAAUAUGCAUACUGAUGUUAGGGAGUGAAGGGUUAAACUGCCUAUUUUGGGUGAAAGUCGUAGAUGGUUUCUUGUUAACACUGCAGGUUUGUUACUACUGUAACAUUAAAAACUCAGUGAUACUUUAAAGGAAGUCUGUAAGGAUCUCAAAUAGCAUCUUCAUUUGAGGUUAUACCUUUGUUGGUUUUCUUCAAACCUCAGCUAAUGGUGAAUCUGGCCAAAUAUUAAGUUUGAGAGAUCUGUGUUUCUGUCCUGGAUAGAAUAUCUUAAUGCUGCAAUUUCUUACAUUUUGGGGUGUUUUUCUCUAUGGAUUUAGAUGCCAUGGUUCAAGGGAUGGAGCAUUGAGAGAAAAGAAGGAAAUGCUUCUGGGAAAACCCUCUUUAAUGCUUUGGAUGCGAUUUUGCCCCCGGAGAGGCCCAUCAAGAAAGCCCUCCGCCUGCCAUUACAGGAUGUUUACAAGAUUGGAGGCAAGUUAUUUCCUCGUUUUGUGCAUGUUUUAUGAUCUAGCAAAGUCAGACUUUUUGCUUUGUCACAAUCUUCUGCCAUUAAUUUCUUUGACUUGAGACUUUCCCUUAGAUUAGUCUCUAAGGGGUUCCUCUUUUUGGCAGUUGCAUGAAGAUUGUCAUUUCCCAGUGUUUUGGGAAUUGUGACAGAAAAUUUACUACUUUUGCAUGGUGCAAUACAUGAUGCCAACAAAAAACAAAAAUUCUGUCAAAAACUUCUGCAUUAUUGGACCUUUUACUAUUUGGUAUUGGUUACUGGUCUUCUCCUCAAGAUUUUGUCUUUUUUUCUUUCAACGCAUUAAACUUGGAUGAUUUCUUUAACUAAAAGGCUAAAAACAAAAUUUUGAAAUUUUUUGAUCAGAUUUUGUUGAUGGUAAUCCUAACUUUAGGGGUAGUUAGCAUGCAUUUUCUCCUUAUGAUAUCCAUACAUUAUCCAGGAAACUCUUAAUGGAAAUUUUCAUUUCAGGUAGUUUUGUAGAACAGAGCAACACAAUGACUGCUCUUUUUUUCCCUUUUGCUUGAAAAGAAAAAAGAAAAUCAAUUUACAAGCAGGGAAGAUUUUUUUUUGUUGGUCCCAAAAAAACUCUCCCAGUUUUUGUAUGGGUUGUUUUCAUCUUUCUUGUACUACUUAUGCAAUGGAUACAACUCACAGAUAACAACUCCCCAAGCAUUGGAUAUGUUUCACAGAUAAGGCCUAAGGAUGCAUUUCACAAACUUAAUAUGAAAGAAAGAACUUGGAAUUGAAAUGUGGAAUAAUAAAUCUGUUAUUCAAUGGUUCUACAUGGUGAACAUUUUGCUUAUUGCCUUUUUUUUUUCUUUUUUUCCUUCACCCCCUUAGGGGCUCUGGGAAAAAAAUCACAACUUGCCAAUUAUUGUCACAUAUUAUAUAUGCAAAUAAAGGUGUAUAUUUAGAAGACUGGUAGACCACAUAACUUUUUAUUGUAGUAAGUAAGAUGGCUGGCUUUUUUUUCUGGAGAUUCAAAAGGAUAUCUUAAGGCUUAAUUCCAGGGUUUCAGGGGAGAAAAGCAAAUUGUGACCAAAGGAAACAAUGAAGCAUGAGUGUUUUUUAAUGCAAAUCUCACUUCAGCCUCAGACCAUUAAAAUUAAGUUGAAAAUUUAUAAGUCUUACUAUAUGACCCCAAACACAGAUUGCCAGUUAACCUGCCAAAUUUUUUUCAAGUUACCAUGUUGACCAAACUGGUCUAAACUAGGAGCCCUGUUCAGAUGAAUAUUUACCUAAUUUGAAAAUGGAAUGUAGCAUUAUCUUAAGUUGUGGCUUGGUGUUAAGCAAUCGUUAAUUUUCAACCCACUCUUAGGUAUUGGAACAGUGCCGGUUGGUAGAGUGGAGACAGGCAUCCUGAAGCCAGGCAUGGUGGUGACAUUUGCUCCUACUGGCCUGAGUACUGAAGUAAAGUCUGUGGAAAUGCACCAUGAAGCUCUAACAGAAGCUCUUCCUGGUGACAAUGUUGGCUUCAAUGUGAAGAACGUGUCAGUAAAGGAAAUAAAACGUGGCAAUGUUGCUGGUGAUACCAAAAAUGAUCCACCAAAACCAACCAAUUCCUUUAAUGCUCAGGUACAGAAUACCAUCAUUCUUUGGAUUAUUUCUCUUCUGUAAGAAGUACUAGUUUUGAGAGUGGUAAACUUGGGACAGAACAGCCUUGUGUUUAUUUUUAGGUAGUUCUGCAAUUUACAUUACAAUUUUAAAGUGUUCUUGCAUCCCUAUGAAAUGUAUAUGUGAAAAAUCCUCAUGAAACUUGUCACAGAUCUUUUGUUCCAGAGACAAAGGUAAUAUCCUAAAAUUGGCUAGCUGUACUUCUUUCCCUUUUAACCCUGUAACCCCUUAGAACGAUCAGCAUCUAAUUUCUCAGUACAAUAUCUCCCCUGAAUAAAACAUUUGGGUUGUAAGAAAAGAAGGUAAUUAUCACCAACUAAAGAAGCUCUUGAUUGUUUGACAAAUACUCCAUGUCAGUAGCCAAGAAAGGGGUAUGGAGAAGAGCCUGAGAAAUAUUGAUGCUGAUGUUGAAGGGUGUUGAGUGGUAAGGGUCAUUUUUGUCCCAUUGUCCAUGCGGUUUCUCCCAUCAAGGCAGUGUGUUUUAACGUUAACUUUUUGUUCCAUAUUGGUAGGUCAUUGUCCUUAACCACCCAGGAGAAAUUCAUGCAGGCUACAGUCCAGUGCUGGAUUGCCAUACUGCCCAUAUUGCUUGCAAAUUUGCAGAACUGCUUGAGAAGAUUGAUCGUCGUUCCGGCAAGAAGUUGGAAGACAACCCCAAAAUGAUCAAGUCAGGAGAUGCCUCCAUAGUUAAGAUGAUACCAUCUAAGCCUAUGUGUGUGGAAAAAUUCUCAGAUUAUGCUCCGCUGGGACGCUUUGCUGUACGUGACAUGAAGCAGACAGUGGCUGUAGGCGUCAUCAAGGAUGUGGAUAAGAGCGAAGUCGCUGGCAAAGUGACAAAGGCAGCUCAAAAAGCUACCGGCAAGAAAAAAUGA